Symbiodinium pilosum is the source of this 528-nucleotide messenger RNA. The record is from the annotation of a GenBank genome assembly. Lineage: Eukaryota; Dinophyceae; Suessiales; Symbiodiniaceae.
GACGUCCGGGCCAUUUGCAACGUGAAUGCGAGCCUGAAGGGCGUCGGGCAGACGGGCCACAAGGGAAUUGGCUGGAAGAGCGUGUUCCGCAUCAGUGACUGCCCUCACGUCUUGUCAAGGGAGUUUGCCUUCAAGUUCGACACAAUGGGCCCACUAGGCAAGCUGGCUUUUGUCACUCCUACGAACCUCUCGGACGAGGAGAUUCAGUCCCUUCCAGAGCCUGUGAAGGAAGCCAAGGACGCUGGGAAAACAGUCAUGUUUCUACCCUUGCGUGCGGAGAGCGAUGCUCCCGCAGUUGAAGCAGAGCUCAAGCAGAUUGCAGCCCAGCAUCUUUGCCUGGCAUUCUUGCGCCGGCUCCGGAGGCUCCAAUUGCAAUUUCCAGAUGGUCGAAGCAUUGUCCUCCAGCGGUGUCAGGCGCAGUAUGCCCAACUCUACUUUCCUGACGCAUCCGACAUCACGGCAGUCAAGAUCAGCGAUGCGGAUCAGGCACGCCUCGUGUGGUCUGAAGACUCAUCAAAUGUCAUCUAG